This is a messenger RNA of Zea mays, 633 nucleotides long. Its product is annotated as probable amidase At4g34880. The record is from RefSeq and is a predicted model, not a curated record. Lineage: Eukaryota; Viridiplantae; Streptophyta; Magnoliopsida; Poales; Poaceae. The transcript has 2 exons. The coding region runs from base 1 to 633 and encodes 210 amino acids.
AUGGCCUGCCAAAUGGAAGAACGUAAAAACAGAAACAGAAUUCUAUACAAGGGUGACGAGUCAUUUAUCGUGCUCGCCAGCAGAGUACUCAACAGUGAGAGCAUGGCCCGGCUACGGCUGCUCCUGCUCGCGGCCGUCCUCGCGCUCACCGCCGGCACCUGCCGCAGCUUCGAGUUCCAGGAGGCCACCCUGGACGCCAUCCACCUGGGGUUCAAGAACGGCAGCCUGACGUCGAUGGCACUCGUCCAGCACUACCUGGGCCAGAUCAGCCGCCUCAACCCGCUGCUGCACGCCGUCAUCGAGGUCAACCCGGACGCGCUCAGGCAGGCGGCGCGGGCAGACGCCGAGCGGCGGUCGUCCGGUGACGGUCGGGUCGGCGGGCUGCACGGCGUGCCCGUGCUGCUCAAGGACAACAUCGGGACCCGCGAUGUGCUCAACACGACGGCCGGGUCCCUGGCGCUGCUGGGGUCGGUGGUCAGGCGUGAUGCUGGCGUGGUGACCAGGCUACGCCGCGCGGGCGCCGUCGUGCUCGGGAAGGCCAACAUGGACGAGUGGGCCAACUUCCGCAGCGCCAUCGGCACCGGCGGGUGGAGCGCGCGCGGCGGGCAGGGCAAGAUACGCAUCAUGUAUUAA